Molecule: messenger RNA, 706 nt
Organism: Hippopotamus amphibius kiboko
Lineage: Eukaryota; Metazoa; Chordata; Mammalia; Artiodactyla; Hippopotamidae
Gene: DYDC1
Product: DPY30 domain containing 1
Exons: 6
Coding region: 137-706 (189 amino acids)
Cellular component (GO): Set1C/COMPASS complex
Source: RefSeq, a predicted model, not a curated record
GGAAGAACGGCUCCUGGUGCUGGGCUGGAUUCCUGCGGAUAGAGACGGUUUUGGCCGUUGGACCUUGCGAGGGCUCAGGCGACGUCCAGGCUCCGGAGGCUGCGGCUGGGUGAAAUUUUUUAUUUAGCAGUUAGAAAUGGAGUCGGCAUAUCUUCAAAAGACUCUUGGGACAUGUCUAACUCAGGGUCUUGCAGAAGUGGCAAGGAUGCGCCCAGUGGAUCCAAUAGAAUAUUUAGCGUUGUGGAUUUACAAGUAUAAGAAAAAUGUGACCAUGGAGCAACAGAGACAAGAGGAAAUGGUCCAGUUGGAGCAUGAAAGAGAAUUAGCUCUGAUGGAGCAGGAAGUGAUGGAGAGACUUAAAGCAGAGGAGCUCCUGUUUCAGCAGCAACAGCUGGCGUUCCAGCUGGAGAUGGAAAUGCAAGAAAAAGAGAGACAGAGAAUAGAGGAACUGCAGAGAGCUCAAGAACAAUUUGAGAAGGAGUUGAGAAUGAGCAUGGAAAAUAUGGCUAAGGGUGAAGAUGCUUCCCAUGGAGAGGAUGGAGCCAACUCAGCCAAAACACUGGCUGAAAUCAGUGAUCGAUAUGGGGCGCCGAACUUGAGUAGAGUGGAAGAACUCGAUGAACCAAUGCUAUCUGACGUAAGUAUGCUUAGGAAAGUGUUUUGUGAAAAGCAGAUUAUUUUUUUGUUUUACUUUGGGAAAGCCUAG